AUGGCCAGCGCAGACAUCCCGACGGUGUACGGCUCCGAGCCGCUGACUUACAUCCCAGACCACCUCACCAUCCCCCAGUUCUUCCUCGACAGUGUCCACCCUCUCAAUGGCGAGGCCCGCCAGCGCCGCAACGCGACCUGGUUCAUCGAAGAUCACACCGGGCGGGAAUACCACGGAGACAAGGUGCGCGCUCGCGUAUGGGCCCUCGCGAACGCGAUGCACAUUCGCUGGAACUUUGGGGAUGGGGAUGUUGUGUGUAUCUACGGUCCCAACCACGUUGACUACCCAAUUGUUAUGUGGGCUGCGUUGCGGGUCGGUGGCAUCAUGACCGGCGCGAACCCCUCAUACACCGUCGACGAGCUCGUCUACCAGCUCCAGACUGCAAAGGCGACCACAUUGGUCCUGCACCCGGACUCGCUUGAGGUUGGCCUGGCCGCCGCGCGCAAGGCAGGCAUUCGCGACGACCGCAUCGUCCUCUUCGAGCCUGUUGCCGCGGACAACGGCGCGCACGCGUCGCUCGACGAUCUCAUCCACGAGGGCCUCUCGCAUCCACAGCGCUUCGUGGAGCCGCAGCUCAAGCCUGGGGAGGCGAAGACGAGGCUCGCGCUGCUGUUCUUCUCGAGCGGGACGACGGGGAGGCCGAAGGCGGUGAUGAUUCCGCAUUACGCGGUUAUCGCGAAUUGCGUGCAGAUCAAGCAGUUUGUGGAGAAAGAGGACAAGAAGCGACCGUUCGAGAAGAAGCUGCAUCGGGCGGGAGACAUUGGCUUGGGAGUCCUCCCGUUUUACCACAUCUUUGGUGCCGUCGUCAGCUUGCAUUACUACACAUGGGUUGGGAUCACCCUUUCCGUCGUCACGAAGUUCAACUUUGAGAACAUGUUGAAGAGCAUUCAGAAGUACAAAGUUGGGCACCUCGCCAUCGUGCCGCCCAUGAUCGUGCUUCUCUGCAAGCACCCACUUGUGAAGAACUACGAUCUCAGCUCCAUCAAGGCCGUGACCUCCGGUGCUGCCCCUCUCUCGGCUGAGCUCACGAACCAGCUCGUCGGUGUCCUCCCCGGCGCGCACAUCGGCCAAGGCUAUGGGAUGACGGAGACCUGCACCGUGCUCUCGCAUCCGACGGUUUCCGUGCGUGUUGGCACCCCCGGUUCUUCUGGUUCCCUUGUCCCCGGCACGGCCGUCAGGAUACGGAAGGCGGACGGCCAAGGAUGGGCAGGCAUCGGGGAGACUGGAGAGCUGGUCGUGACGGGCCCGAGCAUGGCAUUGGGGUACUUGGAUAACGAGAAGGCGACCAAGGAGACGUUCAUCGACGGGUGGGUGUACACCGGCGACGAGGGGUACGUGACCGCGGACGGGGAGGUGUACAUCGUGGACCGGAUCAAAGAGCUUAUCAAGGUGAAGGGCCUGCAAGUCGCACCUGCAGAACUCGAAGGCCAUCUCCUCGGCCACCCCGACGUUGCGGACGUGUGCGUGAUCGGCGCGCCGGACGAGUAUAGCGGGGAGCUGCCAUUCGCGUUCGUGGUCCUCAACGCCAACGUCGCGCCGAAGGCCAAGGCGGACCCGCGCGAAGCGGAGCGUUUCAAAGAGAGCGUUAAGAAGCACGUCGCGGACCACAAGACACAGUUCAAGUGGCUGGCUGGCGUCGAGCUUGUCGACGCGGUUCCUAAGAACCCGUCGGGAAAGCUCCUCCGCCGCGUCCUCCGCGACCAGCUCAAGGGGCUCAUGGCGUCCGGUGCGGUUAAGCUCGUCGAUCCGAGCGCAAAGAAGGCCCGGGCGAAGCUGUAG
Molecule: messenger RNA, 1779 nt
Organism: Epithele typhae
Lineage: Eukaryota; Fungi; Basidiomycota; Agaricomycetes; Polyporales; Epitheliaceae
Product: amp dependent CoA ligase
Exons: 14
Coding region: 1-1779 (592 amino acids)
Molecular function (GO): CoA-ligase activity
Source: RefSeq, a predicted model, not a curated record